AUGAAAAAAGGAGAUUGUUGAUGUGUUUCCAACGACGACGUGAUCGUCCUCUAUUAUUACAAUUUCAUCUCCUCUUUUCUCAGAUUAUCAUCAUUGUCUUGUCUCUCUCUAGAUUCUGGCUUCUCCUCGUAUCAGAAACAAAAUCCUCUGUUCUAAUACCGACAAUGGCGAUGGGAAACAAAGGAAGACAACUGCCAAAAUUUGGGGAAUGGGACGCGACUAAUCCAGGAGCCGCCCAAGGAUUCACCGUCAUCUUCAACAAUGCUCGUGACGACAAGAAGACCAAGAAAACAGCUGUGGCUGCACCUGAGAGUCUUGUUACUCCUCCAACAAACAAUGAGCCUCAUCAGAACAACAACCAUCGUCAUCAUCGUCACCAACAGAACAACAACCAUCGUAAGAAACGUAAUUCGCCACCCCCACGAGAAAAGAAGAAAUGGCUUUGCUUCCUUUGAGUCUGGUUCGAGCUCUGUUUCCAAAACGCAAUGAUAAGGAAGCAGAUCGGUUGAGCAGAGUAGUUUUCAACAAAUGACAACGACAAAACCUUCUGUUCGUAUAAGAUGUUGCAAACUUCAAUUCUUCUUCCUCUUCCUCUUCUCGUUGAGUUUCUCUUUUCAACUUUGUUUUGGCCAAACAUUUGGGUAAUAUAAUAUACGUUGUUCUUGCUGCUUCUUGGUUUGAUUUUAUAAAAGGUUAAGACAAUGUCCUUUUCAGUCAUGUAAUACUGCAUAAAAGUCAUGUUAUCUAAUUACUUAAAUAGCAUUUAACUUCAAAACUGAUGCAGCAUACGCAUCAUUCCUAUGUUGGUAUUUCUUUUGUUUUCCUGUUUCACUUUGAUUUCCUUUUCUUAUUCUUAGGAGGGUUCGUGUGAGGCCCUAUAUAUAGGGAA
Molecule: messenger RNA, 889 nt
Organism: Brassica oleracea var. oleracea
Lineage: Eukaryota; Viridiplantae; Streptophyta; Magnoliopsida; Brassicales; Brassicaceae
Product: RPM1-interacting protein 4-like
Exons: 3
Coding region: 21-455 (144 amino acids)
Source: RefSeq, a predicted model, not a curated record